Molecule: messenger RNA, 1487 nt
Organism: Ciona intestinalis (vase tunicate)
Lineage: Eukaryota; Metazoa; Chordata; Ascidiacea; Phlebobranchia; Cionidae
Source: RefSeq, a predicted model, not a curated record
CUGCACGACUGCCCUAGACCGUUGUUGUUAAUUUUUUAAAACCAGUCAGGAUAUUUCGGUAAUAUGUGAUAAAAGUGUCCCAUCUUACCCCACGGUACUAUAUGUAAUCAAAUUACAUAGCCGAAAAAAAAAUUCAUAUUUAAUCUAAGCACAUGUAUAUGAAUACUGCUUUGUAUUUUACGCAUGCCUAUCUACACCUAAACCAAUCUAAACAUUCCUUAGUAUUAAUCAGCCGAUUUUUUCAAGCAAACUUUUUUUAAACGUAAGAAAACAUCUUUGUUUAAACCUGCUUACAAAUUUGAUCUUAUUUUUAUACCUUUACAAAGCUAUGCUUUGACCAAGAACUUUUAAAGCUGUCUUAUAAUAAAGACCGCAAUUUAAAUUACGUAUAAACAAUGACGUAAUUUGGUGCUACCAACCGCCGAAAAAAACGGGUUUUAUGAAUUCGCUUUUUUGUUCAGGCUGAUUGCAGAUGCUUUUUUUAAUUUUCUUCAACGAUUUAUAAACCAAGUUCGGAUAAAUUCGAUCACAUCUUCCAAAUUUGGUGCGGCAAGUUUUUAGGUUUUACAGUUUUUAAAAUGAAAGACAAAAUUUUCUGUGCUUUUGCGUUCGCUUACAGUUUAAUAUUAAGCAAGAUUGCCAGUUGUGUAUAUGUUCCAACCCUUGACAGUUUACCACUUCCUUCAAGUCGUCGAAUAGGCUCCUCACGUCAUAUGCUGAUAGCAAGCAUAACUAAAGGAGCCGUAUCUUUACAAGUUGGACCGGAAUCAUUUCAUCAACUGUCCGACAACUCCACGGUUUGCCAGUAUAAGAGGAAUUACUACGCACAUGGGAUGCGUUGGAUUGACAACAGAAGUUGCAGACUUUGCGUUUGCUUUGCUCCACAAUUUAUUGCUUGUGCUAAAAUAACACUGGAGCCCACACAUAUUCCAGAGAAUUGUGUCACUGAUCCGACUGGGAGCAGAAGCCGAGCACCUCUCCUGGGUUCAUGCAUUGUACCCUUGAUUGAAAGAAGCUCUUCUCUGAGACGUCCUAUUCCGUGCAGAGAUUGGGAAUUUCAGCGAUCUCUUGCGGGAAAGCAAUGGUCUCCUUCCCGCGACGAUCCAGAAAAUUUCGCGAUCGCUUCAAGCGCUAAACGUAGCAAUGCAAAACGGAGGGCAAGAAAAAUCACUGUGAAAGAAAUGGCCAACUGGCUCUUGCUAGUUGCGAACCAAACUCGGUUUGGCGGGCCAACGAUUCAUUUUAUUCAGGAAUGAUUUACUUUUUAAUAAAAUGUUACGAAAUUCAAAACAUGUGUUUUGAACACUUUUUUUCUGUGUAAUAUGUGUGUUUAAUUGUAUGUUCAACUAUACACGAAGAGCUCUUUUUAUAUUUAAUUUGUUUAUAAAAGAACCAUUUGAGUUUGGUCCUAUACAUUCAACCCUGUACCUUCUAUAUUCCUGUGGAAACGAGUAUUUUUGUAAUAAAAGGUCGAAAACAAAGAUUAA